Messenger RNA from Pogonomyrmex barbatus (red harvester ant), 481 nucleotides. RefSeq names its product small ribonucleoprotein particle protein SmF (gene SmF). NCBI's taxonomy places the organism in Eukaryota, Metazoa, Arthropoda, Insecta, Hymenoptera, Formicidae. The record is from RefSeq and is a predicted model, not a curated record. Gene Ontology annotation, biological process: mRNA splicing, via spliceosome; spliceosomal snRNP assembly. Gene Ontology annotation, cellular component: pICln-Sm protein complex; catalytic step 2 spliceosome; U1 snRNP. Gene Ontology annotation, molecular function: RNA binding.
AGUUGGUAACUUACGAGAGGCUAUCAAGAAUUUCACAUUCGAGGUUAGUUUGUAGUGUGCUCUUUUUCGGACAGUAUUUUUUAUUUACAUUUCCGCUCUUCUUGGAAAAUUACAAAUUUACAUCAUGGCUGCAACGAUGCCAAUAAAUCCUAAACCAUUUUUAAAUGGUUUAACUGGAAAACCGGUCAUGGUAAAAUUAAAAUGGGGCCACGAGUAUAAAGGUUAUCUAGUCUCAGUCGAUGGAUAUAUGAAUCUACAACUUGCUAACACUGAGGAGCACAUAGAUGGCAACUGCACCGGAAAUCUUGGCGAAGUGCUAAUUAGGUGUAAUAAUGUCAUGUACAUACGAGGAGUAGAAGAAUCGGAUGAGGAAGGAGAGAUGAAGGAUUAAACAUGAACAAAUCUAAAAUUUCAAUGUACAUUAUAAUCGUGUAUUUUUAAGCAUUAAUUUAAUUCAUUUAAUAAACUACAUCUUAUAAAA